CGCUGCCACUCUACGACCACCCCAAUAAUUCCAGCACCCACGCGCAACCUCGGCAAUACCACAGCAAGCUCUCCGGAGAAGGCUUCUUCGGCAUUGGCGCUUACGGCUGGAUCUUACUCGCAUUCCUCCUCUUCGCAGGACUCGUCUUCUUCGGCCUCGUCCACGGCUUCUGGCAUCUGUGCGUACAUUACGGCGCGGCGCGAGCGGCGGCGGUGGGGACGGCGCGGUCAACGCAGUUAAUUCACUAGACAAACAGCAUAUCUAUUUCGGUGAAGAUGCAAAUCAAAGACCGCACUUUCGUGAUCUCCGGCGGCGCCUCCGGCCUCGGUCUAGCCACCGUCCGCGAGCUCCACUCCCAAGGUGGCUACAUCGCCAUCCUCGACCUCAACGCCGAGAAUGGCAACCAAGUCGCCGCGCAACUGGGCCCACGAACAAAGUUCUUCGAAGUGGACAUCAGCGACCCCACCUCCGUCGCCACCGCCGUCUCCUCCCUUGUCGCCUGGACAAGACAGACAGCCAAACCCCUCGGCGGCGUCAUCCCAGCCGCCGGCGUGGGCUUUCCAGGCAAACUGAUCGACCGCAACAACGAACCCAUCCCGCUCGACCAUCUCGACUUCGUCCUCAACAUCAACCUCCGCGGCGUCCUCGACCUCCUCCGCCUUUGUCUACCCCAUCUGACCACCGCUCCACCCACCGAGCCUGAUGGCGAACGCGGCGUCAUCGUUCUUGUCUCCUCCUCCGCCGCGUACGAUGGCCAACCGGGUCAAGUCGCUUACGCCGCUUCAAAGGGCGCGAUCAGAUCUAUGACGCUUGUCCUGGCGCGGGAUCUGGCUCAAUAUGGGAUUCGCGCGAUGAGUAUCGCGCCUAGCUAUUUUGAAAGUGGUAUGACGGCGCAAAUGUCGGAGAAGGUGCGCAAGAGUUUGGAGAAGGUGUUUGAAUUUCCCAAACGGCCGGGUCAAGGGCCGGAGUUUGCCAGGAUGGUAAGGCAUUGCAUCGAGAACGGGAUGUUGAAUGGGGAGUGCAUUCGGUUGGAUGGCGCUACGAGGAUGCCGAGUCGGAUGUGAAACUCUCAAGCUCUACAAGAUCUGUACACUCCUGGGUAUCAUGAU
This is a messenger RNA of Baudoinia panamericana UAMH 10762, 1109 nucleotides long. RefSeq lists its product as uncharacterized. The record is from RefSeq and is a predicted model, not a curated record. Gene Ontology annotation, molecular function: oxidoreductase activity. NCBI's taxonomy places the organism in Eukaryota, Fungi, Ascomycota, Dothideomycetes, Mycosphaerellales, Teratosphaeriaceae. The transcript has a single exon. The coding region runs from base 276 to 1064 and encodes 262 amino acids.